UUUGAGACCUGGCUCAGCCGACAGAAGCUGAGGAAGCCGGUCUCAGGGACACUCUAUUGGGACCCGGAGCUGAAUGUGGCGGCAGGACGAGCUAAAGCGAGACCCCCGAGUCCGGGCACGACCCUCUGAGCCCCAAGACUGUCCCAGUGUCCCAGCCCAGCUUGCAUCUGAGCGGAGGAACGGGCUCCAGGAUGCUGGUAGCCCAAAUGCCUUUCCCAGACAGAGGAGCUGCGUCUCAACACCCCAGCUGGGAUCUAUCCAGGAUCACUACAGAAGCCUGAGCUGUUCUUUAUUAGGAAUGCAUGUUCCCAAGGCGCCCUCUGGUGGAUUUGGAGUUGACAGUCUGUGAAUUCCAAGUGAUGGCCAGGGUCCUAGUACCUAGCCUCAGAACCUUCCUUUGGAAUGAGACUCUGCAUGAACAUUACAACUACGUGGGCAAGCUGGCCAACCGGCUGAAGGAUACCCCCGAGGGCAGCACCCUCACCACUGUGCUGUUCCUGGUCAUCUGCAGCUUAAUCGUCUUGGAGAACCUGAUGGUUCUGAUUGCCAUCUGGAAAAACAAUAAAUUUCACAACCGCAUGUAUUUUUUCAUCGGCAACUUGGCUCUCUGUGACCUAUUGGCUGGUAUCGCCUACAAGGUUAAUAUUCUGAUGUCAGGGAAGAAGACACUGAGUCUCUCUCCCACAGUCUGGUUCCUGAGGGAAGGCAGCAUGUUCGUGGCCCUUGGGGCAUCCACUUGUAGCUUACUGGCCAUUGCCAUCGAGCGGCACUUGACCAUGAUCAAAAUGAGGCCAUAUGAUGCCAACAAGAAGCAUCGAGUCUUCCUUCUGAUUGGGAUGUGCUGGCUCAUUGCAUUCUCACUGGGCGCCUUACCCAUUCUGGGCUGGAACUGCCUGAACAACCUCCCCGACUGCUCCACCAUCCUGCCCCUCUAUUCCAAGGGCUACAUUGCCUUCUGCAUUAGCAUCUUUACCGCCAUCCUGGUGGCCAUUGUGAUCCUAUACACACGCAUCUACUGCCUGGUGAAGUCCAGUAGCCGCAGGGUGGCCAGCCCCAACAACUCAGAGCGGUCCAUGGCCCUUCUAAGAACCGUGGUGAUUGUGGUAAGCGUGUUCAUUGCCUGCUGGUCCCCACUUUUCAUCCUCUUCCUCAUUGAUGUGGCCUGCAAAGUGAGGGAGUGUGCUGUCCUGUUCAAGGACAAGUGGUUUAUUGUGCUGGCAGUGCUCAACUCUGCCAUGAACCCUGUCAUCUACACGCUAGCCAGCAAGGAGAUGCGGCGUGCUUUUUUCCGACUGGUCUGCAACUGCCUGGUCAGGGCCCAAGGCACUGGUUCCUCACCUAUCCAGCUUGCUCUGGAUCCAAGCAAAAGCAAAUCCAGUGGCAGCAAUAACAGUAGCCCCUUCCCCAAGAGCAAGAAAGACAUUCCUCAAACAGUCACUUCCCCCUGCAUAACUGACAGAAACAAAACCCUGCAGAACGGGAUCCUCUGCAAGUGAGACCCAGUCUCAAGGUACAGGGGUCCUUAUAACUGCACGGGAGGAGAGGCACCCAACUGUGCGGCCGGCCGGCCAUGUGCUUAUUUAUUACAUGCUUGCCAGGGUUUCGCCAGAGCUGAGUGAGACUCGGGACAUCUCUUCCUGUCCCUUAAGGCUGGGACCCAAGGACUCACCAACUCAUUUUGAUGUAGACAGCAUUCCUUGUCCAUUUCAGGCUCCAAAGACUUCCAAAUGUACAGAACUGUUGAUAUCAUCACCACCUUCCCCUGACUCCCACCGGUCACUCUCUACUGUUCCUGGAAAGGGAAAGUCAUGGGCCAUUCUGUGUACAGUGUGUUUCCCAGGACAUUGCAAUGAUGUUUGGGUAACCACACUAUACUGACUGCUUCCAGAACAGAUGCUGUGUGUCUGUCAUCUGUGGGCUGCAUGGCACUGGUGUUUCACAUGUCUGCUAUGGGCACAUGCAGAAGCUGCAGUACUCAGUGCAGUCAGCAAGUAACACGAACAUGUUCUAAACCAAACCACCAGCUGGGACAGAAGCAAGAACAGACCCCUGGCCUGCAUCAUCUUUUCAAGUUGCUUGAAGCAGCCAUAUAUUUAAUGGAAAAUGUCUAUUGAAUUAGGAUAGGUUUACAAGACAGAACUUUGAUCCUAUGUUAAGUUCAAUUUUCUAUCAGAAAUGCACUAAGUCAGUAUGCCUUGUGUUGUCACAGCUGGGGAGCUGGAGCCAGCAGCUGUCUCAUGACUUCUGGAAAGCUGACCCUGAGAGUCACUAUUAGAAAAGUUCAACUGUCGGGAAAGAAAAUGUGAUCUUGUGGUUUGUGCAUUCUUCAAAGAUAUGUAAAAUCAUAAUCUUACCUUUCAACAUAGGUCCAGGCUCUGUCACUCUGUUAAAGGGACUGCCUGGAGGUAUUUCUGUGUGUGCUCUUCCCCAGGGAUCCUCUAUGAAUACAAACUGAUGAAAAGAAGCACAUAUCUGCAGAGCUCUCAUAAGCACACAGUUGACAUGUUGAAUUCUUUGUAAAAAAAAA
This is a messenger RNA of Phyllostomus discolor (pale spear-nosed bat), 2527 nucleotides long. RefSeq names its product sphingosine-1-phosphate receptor 3 (gene S1PR3). The record is from RefSeq and is a predicted model, not a curated record. Lineage: Eukaryota; Metazoa; Chordata; Mammalia; Chiroptera; Phyllostomidae. Gene Ontology annotation, molecular function: sphingosine-1-phosphate receptor activity. Bases 303 to 1496 code for a protein of 397 amino acids. Gene Ontology annotation, cellular component: membrane. The transcript is spliced from 2 exons. Gene Ontology annotation, biological process: G protein-coupled receptor signaling pathway.